Brenthis ino (lesser marbled fritillary) is the source of this 1887-nucleotide messenger RNA. The record is from the annotation of a GenBank genome assembly. NCBI's taxonomy places the organism in Eukaryota, Metazoa, Arthropoda, Insecta, Lepidoptera, Nymphalidae.
AUGGCUGAUUUAAAAAUAUGUAGAAUAUGCUUAAGAACGGAAGCAAAAGUUUAUAAUUAUGAGCAAUACCAACUUAAGUCGUACUAUGAAGAAGUUUUAGCCUUAAAAGUACCGGAAUCCGAUGAUUUACCUCACUUUUUCUGUUUUGAAUGUGCAAUGCUAUUACAUAAAUUUCAUAAAUUUAAAGAGAAAUGUUAUUUUGGACAAAAAGUAUUAAAAGAGAUAUUGUGGAAGGGUCCUAUAACAUAUGAAGCUGUAUAUAAAAUAGAUAGAUAUGGUUUAAAUUUGGAGUCUCCGUUAGAAAUUAUAAUUUUAAAUUCAAAUGAAGAACAGUGUAUAACAACUAUUUCAAUUAAAGAAGAAAUAAAAGACCAAAGACAUGCAAAGAUUGAGAAUAUAGAGGUUGAUGAAGACACAUUAAUAGAAAAUACAUUUGUAGAAAUAGAAAUAGACACAGAUAAAAAAGAAAUCUUAGAUAUAGAUAAUGAAAAGGAAGAUGUGGUAUUGAUAACGAAAAAUAGAGAAAGUAAGAGACAGAAAGAGAAAUGUGAAGUGAAAAGUUGUUUAGCAGAUAAAGAUAAGUGGAAAAUAAUUGAUUUGACAGAAGAAGAAGCUGUUAAGGAAUUUAGAGAUAGAGCAAGUGAUGAAAAGUAUGUAGCCGCUGCUUACAGAUGUACAGAUUGUUUUAAAGGGUUUUCUAAAGAAAACAUGCUCAAAAGGCAUAAAACACUUGCACAUAACGAGUCUAAUAUGUUCGAGUGUCGCUUCUGUCACAUGCGCUUCAAAUGGAAGUGUCACGUGCGCAAGCACAUGAAGCAACACUACACUAAAUACGAGUGUCUGCGGUGUCACAUGGUGUGUCCCAUAGAAAAUACAGCCAUCCUUCAUGAGCAGUAUCACAGCGGAAUACUGUGGAAGUGCAAGUUUUGCACUGAGGAAUUUAGGCACUCGUCAACAUACUACACACACCUGCGCACGCACAGAAGUCAGUUCGUGUGCACUCUGUGCGGCUCCUCCUUCGUCAGCGAGGCGGGUCUCAACAUGCACAAGCGUCUCAAACAUUGUACCAGCGAUGAAUCUCCAGACGAUGAUGAAGAUCUGAACGCUUUUUGUUCUCGAUGCGAUAUUCGCUUCGAGACCCGAAAAGCGUAUGAGGAACAUUUGUUUCAUUCUGCUCUACACGGAGAGGUUGUCGUGGAUGGAAUUAAAAUAGAGAAGGCUGUACCUAUCCAGAGGAAGAUUUUGGCGAAGAAAGUUCAGAAUAAGAUCACUAAUUUAUUAAAAUCUCGAAAGUUCGAUGACGUUCCAAUAAAACCGGGGACUGGCGGGAGAAAGAGAAGGCAGAAAAGCAAACCGACAACAUGCCAUCAAUGCGGUAAACACUUCAGCACACAAGCGGCGUGUAUGAAGCACCACCUGGCGGAGCAUCCGCGAACGUCGUUCUUUGCGCCGGCGCAGAGACACAUUUGCGAGAUAUGCGGCGCCUCGCUUGCUCCGGGCAGCGUGGCGGUGCACCAGAACAUGCACAGCCGCGAGCGGGUGCACGCGUGCGGCGUGUGCGCGCGCCAGUUCCAUUCUAGCAUCGGCCUCAAACGACACAUGGUGACGCACACGGGAGAGAAACCGUUCGCGUGUUCUCUGUGCGAUAAACGGUUCACGCAAAGCAACAGUAUGAAGCUCCACUAUCGCACCUUCCAUCUCAAACAGCCGUAUCCUAAGAGAAAUAGAAGAAAAAAGAAGGAUGAUCAAAAGAAAAGUAUGUCAGAAGACAGUUGUAGUGAAGAGCCUCAAGAACAAAAGGAAUCUAAAGAAGCGGGAAUCGAACCCGCACUCGCACAGGCAGAGAACAGUGACAUUAACUAUUUGACACUCGGCUACCAAAAAUAU